This is a messenger RNA of Macrobrachium nipponense, 444 nucleotides long. RefSeq lists its product as uncharacterized. The transcript has a single exon. The record is from RefSeq and is a predicted model, not a curated record. Bases 1 to 444 code for a protein of 147 amino acids. NCBI's taxonomy places the organism in Eukaryota, Metazoa, Arthropoda, Malacostraca, Decapoda, Palaemonidae.
AUGCCCAAGGAGGUGCAUGCGGUGAAGACUAAAGCGGACAUUAAAAGUCCGUUCUCGAGAAUGUACAAAAACGCCCUUCCAACAACAGGCCACAUCAGUUCAACCUUGAACGUUGGAGACACCGUAUGCAUAGCUGACGAAAACCAGAACGCUGCUUUCCAGAGAGGAUGCACAGUUCAAAACACUCUAGAACGUUUUAAAAUCAAGAAGCUCGUCACUCUGCAAAAUAUUACAGUUUACAUCUUAGAAGAUUUAGCAGGAGAAGAAAUAAAAGGUACAUUCUACAGAGAAGAAUUAAUACCUACUGAAUUGCCUGAAGCCUACGACAUUGCCAUCUUAGGGAGUAGGAGGAGACGCAACAGAACGCAGUAUUAUGUUAAUUGGAAGGGUUAUCCUGCUCAAUUUAAUUCGUGGGUCGAUGAAUCACAAAUUGUGCGGACAUGA